Molecule: messenger RNA, 2771 nt
Organism: Ostrea edulis (European flat oyster)
Lineage: Eukaryota; Metazoa; Mollusca; Bivalvia; Ostreida; Ostreidae
Product: innexin unc-9-like
Exons: 1
Coding region: 853-2076 (407 amino acids)
Cellular component (GO): plasma membrane; gap junction
Molecular function (GO): gap junction channel activity
Source: RefSeq, a predicted model, not a curated record
UAAACAAAUGAAUCGAAGUUGAACUGAAUUGAAUACUAGUACUGCCUGUAGACCUUUUUUGUCGCUAUAUUUGUACUUUCGUUUUAAGCGUUACUGGAUAACCGCCACCUAUCGGCCGCCUUGUGCUCUAGUCACGUAUGUUUUUAAAGCGUUUUAAACAUGUUAAACUUGUGAUGGUUUCUUCGUCAGCUUGGUGUUAAUUUCUAUUGAUACUGUGUAUGAUUUUCUAUAUGCACUCUCUCGGGACAUUAAAUGUAGCUGGUCAGGUAUUACAUGGUCUAUAAAAGAUUUAUAAUAUACUUCCCAUCAAAAUGUUUAAAUUGGUAGACCACGUGAUUAACUCAGGUGUGUGUUUUGGUUUGCCGCACCUGAAGCGGAGAACCCGAGUUUCUCGUGUAAAUACGUAGUAAAUGAUCUCUUAUGCAUUAUUGCUUUUCCUACAGAAGAAAAACAUUUAAUUCCAAAAAUGGAAAGUUUUAAAUAGUUGUAUAUGUAUUAUUCAUAGCCAGUGGACUUAUAAUUGGAGUAUUGUGUAUAAUGCAAGUAAUUUGUUGGUGUUCAAAUUUUACACUCAAUGCAUCAAUGAAACUGGGACAUGGUCGUAUAUUUAGAUUAUUUUUCAAAGAUUACAUUUCUUUGGAUAUCGUUAAAUCUAAGUAUCCCAUUGUGAAUUACUGAAAAGGAAACAAUCGCAAAAAAAAAAAAAAAAAAAAAAACCAACAAAAAACCCCAACCCAAAAACCGAAACUACGCUUUAUAAAUACGAAUAAUAUUAUACCCCAAUUUAAAAGGAAAAUUUCCGGGUUUCUCAGAAUAUUAUUUUUAUCACACUGUCAUGUAAAUACCCGUUUAAUGAAAAGAAAAAUGGAGGGGGACGAUGAAGUGAACGUCGAAGCAGCAGGUGGACAUAAAUUUACGUUCUUCAAAAAAGUGACGGAGCUGGAACAUGGAGUGGAGGUGGACAAGACGUAUCUGAUCUCCGUCGAUCUGUUCGGAAAUAAAGACGACGACUGGGUGGACCGUCUGAACCAUGUCAUUACGUUGGUUUUCAUCGGGGCGUUUACAUUCUAUGUGGCUUUUUUGCAGUUCGUCAAAACAACGCCCCCUAUCGACUGUUGGUGUCCGGCGGAAUUUACCGACACCCACGUGGAGUACGUUCAAAACUACUGCUGGAUUUCUAAUACGUAUUACGUUCCGCCGUUAGAGGCGUUAUCGCAGAACGAAACAAUACGACGGCGUUUUGUUGUGAAGUAUUACCAAUGGGGGCCCGUUGUAUUGUUUUUAAUGGGAUUCAUGUUCAAACUUCCAAAUAUCAUAUGGAGAUUGGCAAACGUCUAUUCCGGAGUUAAUCUGGGGUUUCUUGCACGCAAAGCCUCAGAUUCUCAGGCCAUGGAUUGGGAUGUAGCCAUUGGCAACAUGGCUUAUGACCUUGAUCACUGGCUCCAACUUUAUCGACCUUAUAGUAGAAACAUUUUUGCUAAGAUAAAGAACCUGGUUUGUGCAAAAAGAAGCGGAAGCUACCUCACGGCUCUAUACAUGUUUAUCAAAUGUUUAUAUUGCGUAAAUGUGAUUGGACAAUUUCUUAUCCUAGAUGCAAUUCUGGGACAAAAUUUCUUCCUUUCUUUAGGAGUAGAUUUCUUCAGUCGGCGUUCUUCCGAAAUCAACCAGCUUGGAUUGGUGGAAUUUCCUCGAGUGACCAUGUGUGAUUUUAAUCUAAGACAGAUGUCCAACACUCAGGACUGGACAGUGCAGUGCGUGCUUCCCCUGAACAUGUUCUACGAGGCUAUUUUCUUUUCUCUUUGGUACUGGUAUGCUUUCGUUGCCUUAGUUAACUUUGCCAGUUUGCUUCUUUGGAUUUGGCGAGUUUUAUUCCCGAUCAACAAGAGAGUGUUUAUUGAAAAGUUAUUGGGGAAAAGACAAGAGAGUGACCGAAAGGAUUUCCAACAUUUUGUUUCAAAUUACUUGCGACAUGACGGUGUAUUUGUGAUUCGUAUGGUUCAGAGAAACACAAGUGACGUUUUUGUGUCUUAUUUGUUAAAAAAAUUGUGGGAACGUUUUAACAACAAUAACAAAUAAUUUCAAGUUUUUAAGGAAUUCUUUAAUAUCAUGAUAUCUUGUUGCUACUUGUAUAAUGUAAAUCCGUAUAUGAAAUGUAUUUCACAUAAUUACAUUUACACGUGCUUUUCUCAAUGUAAUUAAAUCCAUAUUUCUUAGAUCCGCGCCGUAUACGGCGCGGAUCUAAGUAGUCUGAUUUUAAUAAGACUUUUAAAACUGUCCGCAUGUUGUUUUACGCCCCAUUCGAGAUUUGUCUUGUGUAGAAACGUCUCCACUUGAGGAGAAGUACCACGAUUUAAGACGUGUAAAGCUGACGAAGUUCUAAAGGAUCUUUUAAUAUUGUCCUAAAAUGACAAUGUAAUAAUGAGGAACAAAUCAACUGUUUUUGUCUUAAUCGUGGGUCCUUUUGUAAAAGCAAGGUUGACAGACUUGAAUCUACGCUAUAUAAGGAUGUUUACAUAUCAAAGUAUUAUUCAUAAGAAAAAGAUACUGUGGAUUUUUACGUAAAUCUUUAAACUCCUAGUGUGACACUGCCCCCUGGUGUCAGCGUGUGAAUAUGACGGUAUCUACACUACACUGUACAUCAAUGUUAUUACGUGUCUUCAGAUUCAACAGUUUAUACAUGUGUUAUUGAGAAAGUUUUUAAAUAUUUUCCUAUGAAAUAACCGAAAAUAUAGAUGCUCAUUGUGUUGGCACAAAUAAAUAAAUAAACUCUC